This is a messenger RNA of Nestor notabilis (Kea), 2766 nucleotides long. It is a transcript of the gene AGL, whose product is annotated as amylo-alpha-1, 6-glucosidase, 4-alpha-glucanotransferase. Gene Ontology annotation, biological process: glycogen catabolic process. Gene Ontology annotation, molecular function: amylo-alpha-1,6-glucosidase activity; 4-alpha-glucanotransferase activity. The annotation marks the transcript as partial. The transcript is spliced from 19 exons. The record is from RefSeq and is a predicted model, not a curated record. Lineage: Eukaryota; Metazoa; Chordata; Aves; Psittaciformes; Psittacidae.
AUCUCUGUAGUAUCUGAAGAGAGGUUUUAUGCAAAAUGGAAUCCAGCAGCACACCUGGCUUCUGGUGAAGUUAACUUCCAAACGGGAAUUCUAGCAGGAAGGUUGGCCAUAAACAGGCUGCAUCAGGAGCUGGGGGCUAAAGGCUUUAAUCAGGUGUAUGUAGAUCAAGUUGAUGAAGAUAUAGUGGCAGUGACGAGGCAUUGCCCUAACACACACCAGUCUGUUGUGGCUGUAAGUCGAACUGCCUUCAGGGAUCCUAAAACUUCAUUCUACAGUAAAGAAGUACCUGAAAUGUGUAUCCCAGGAAAAAUAGAAGAAGUAGUACUUGAGGCUCGGACUAUUGAGAGAAGUGCCAGUCCUUACAAAAAAGAUGAACAUUUUGUGAAUGGAUUGCCUAAUUUCACAGUGGAACUCAGAGAGCACAUCCAGAUCAAGGACAGUAAAAUCAUAAAGCAGGCUGGAACUGCCAUAAAAGGGCCGAAUGAAUUUGUGCAAGAAAUAGAGUUUGAAAAAUUGACCCCAGGAAGUGUAAUAGUGUUCAGAGUUAGUCUUGACCCAAAGGCACAAGAGGCUGUUGGUGUCCUGCGCAAUCACUUGAUCCAGUUCAGCCCUCACUUUAAAUCUGGAAGCCUUCCUGAUGAUCACUCAGCACCUAUACUAAAUACGUUAUUUUCCUCUAUUGCAUCUAAACUAACCUUGGCUGACCUGAAUCAAGUGCUGUAUAGAUGUGAGGCAGAAGAACAAGAAGAUGGUGGAGGUUGUUAUAACAUACCAAACUGGUCAUCGCUGAAGUAUGCAGGCCUCCAAGGGUUAAUGUCCGUGAUGGCAGACAUUAGACCAAAGAAUGAUUUGGGUCAUCCAUUUUGUGAUAAUUUGAGAUCUGGUGACUGGAUGAUUGAUUAUGUCAGUAAUCGCCUGAUUUCACGUGCAGGAGCCUGUGCAGAAGUUGGUAAAUGGUUGAAAGCCAUGUUUGUGUACCUAAAGAGAAUUCCACGUUACCUCAUCCCAUGUUACUUCGAUGCCAUACUAGUGGGUGCGUACACGACGCUUCUGGAUGUGGGAUGGCGUCAGAUGUCCAGCUUUGUGCAGAAUGGAUCAACAUUUGUGAAACACCUUUCCUUGGGUUCAAUCCAGAUGUGUGGCAUAGGAAGAUACCCUUGCCUGCCAGAUCUGUCUCCUUCCCUGCAUGAUGUCCCCUAUAGGCUGAAUGAGAUUACGAAUGUGAAAGAACAGUGUUGUGUUUCCUUGGCAGCUGGUUUACCUCACUUUUCCUCUGGAAUUUUUCGCUCCUGGGGAAGGGAUACCUUUAUUGCACUGAGAGGUUUAAUGCUGGUUACUGGGCGCUAUCUAGAAGCAAGAAACAUCAUUUUAGCUUUUGGUGGGACUUUAAGACAUGGUCUCAUUCCCAAUCUGCUUGGCCAGGGGACACAUGCCAGGUACAACUGCCGAGAUGCUGUAUGGUGGUGGCUUCAGUGUAUCCAGGACUACUGCACGAUUGUGCCAAAUGGAUUAGACAUUCUCAGGUGUCCUGUUUCUAGAAUGUACCCAGGGGAUGACUCUUCUCCUCAGCCUGCAGGCACUGUGGAUCAGCCACUCUAUGAAGUAAUACAGGAAGCAAUGCAACGACACAUGGAAGGCAUAAAUUUCCGGGAAAGGAAUGCUGGUCCACAGAUAGAUCAAAACAUGAGAGAUGAAGGUUUUAAUGUGACUGCGGGUGUUGACCAUGAAACUGGCUUUGUCUUUGGAGGGAACCGUUUCAAUUGUGGCACUUGGAUGGAUAAAAUGGGAGAGAGCGACAGAGCUCGCAACAAAGGAAUUCCAGCUACUCCAAGGGAUGGCUCUGCUGUGGAAAUCAUUGGUUUGUGCAAGUCGGCUGUUCGCUGGUUGCUGGAAUUAUCUGGGAAAAAUGUGUUUCCAUUCCGUGGAGUCACUGUAAAAGGACAUGGAAGGGAGGAGACCAUCACAUACGAUGAAUGGAACAGAAAAAUCCAGGAGCACUUUGAAAGGCUCUUCUUUGUCUCCGAGAACCCAGCAGAUCCUAAUGAGAAACAUCCCAAUCUCGUUCACAAACGUGGCAUUUAUAAGGACAGCUACGGAGCUUCAAGUCCGUGGUGUGAUUACCAACUCAGGCCAAACUUUACAAUAGCCAUGGUUGUGGCCCCUGAGUUAUUCACACCUGAGAGAGCUUGGAAAGCUCUGCAGAUAGCAGAGGAAAAACUGCUUGGUCCAUUAGGCAUGAAAACCUUGGAUCCAGAUGAUAUGGUUUACUGUGGAGUCUAUGAUAACGCUCUUGACAACGACAACUAUAAUGUAGCCAAAGGUUUUAAUUAUCACCAAGGACCUGAGUGGCUGUGGCCAAUUGGCUAUUUUCUCCGUGCCAAAUUGUACUUCUCCAAGUUGAUUGGUCCAGAGAUGUAUGCAAAAACUGUCGUUAUGGUUAAGAACGUUCUCUCUCGCCACUAUGUUCACCUUGAAAGGUCAUCCUGGAAAGGGCUUCCAGAGCUGACCAAUGAAAAUGGACAGUAUUGCCCUUUCAGCUGUGAAACUCAGGCCUGGUCGAUUGGGGUUAUCCUUGAAAUCCUUUAUGACUUGUAAAAGUUGAUUGAUUUUGAUCAAACUUCUGUGGUCUUAUUAUUGGGCAUAAAUGAACACUUGGCUUAUACUGCAGGGAAAUGUCCUGUUCUGCACAACCAGUGAAGCUGUGUCCUGACUUUCAAAGAUGCUGAAUGCCAGCAGCUCCCUUGCCCUGUAACUGUGUGGGGCUUG